Molecule: messenger RNA, 966 nt
Organism: Sorex araneus (European shrew)
Lineage: Eukaryota; Metazoa; Chordata; Mammalia; Eulipotyphla; Soricidae
Product: olfactory receptor 52N4
Exons: 1
Coding region: 1-966 (321 amino acids)
Biological process (GO): G protein-coupled receptor signaling pathway
Cellular component (GO): membrane
Molecular function (GO): G protein-coupled receptor activity; olfactory receptor activity
Source: RefSeq, a predicted model, not a curated record
AUGUUAAUGCUGAAUAAAACAGAUAUUACCCCAGCCUCCUUUAUUUUGAACGGCAUACCAGGUUUGGAAGAUUUACAUGCUUGGAUUUCUUUCCCUUUCUGCUCUAUGUACGUUGUGGCUAUGGUAGGUAAUUGUGGACUCCUUUACCUCAUUCGUUAUGAGGACUCCCUGCAUAGACCCAUGUACUACUUCUUAGCUCUGCUUUCCCUAACUGAUCUUGUUAUGUGCUCUAGUUCAAUCCCUAAAGCUCUUUGCAUCUUCUGGUUUCAUCUCAAAGAAAUCAGCUUUGACGAAUGUCUGGUUCAGAUGUUCUUCAUUCACACCUUCACAGGGAUGGAGUCUGGGGUGCUCAUGCUCAUGGCCCUGGACCGCUAUGUGGCCAUCUGCUACCCUCUGCGCUACUCAACUAUCCUCACCAAUCCCGUCAUUGCAAAAGUUGGGUUUGCUACUUUCUUGAGAGGGGUAUUAGUUAUCAUGCCCUUCACUUUCCUUACCAAAAGGCUGCCUUUCUGCAGAGGGAAUAUAAUCCAGCACACUUAUUGUGAUCACAUGUCUGUAGCCAAGUUAUCCUGUGGAAAUAUCAAGGUCAAUGCUAUCUAUGGUCUUAUGGUGGCUCUGCUAAUUGGGGGCUUUGACAUUCUGUGCAUCACAGUCUCCUACACCAUGAUCCUCCGGGCAGUAAUCAGUCUUUCCUCAGCAGAUGCAAGGCAGAAGGCCUUCAGUACCUGCACUGCCCACAUAUGUGCCAUUGUUUUCUCCUACAGCCCGGCUUUCUUCUCCUUCUUUUCACAUCGUUUUGGAAAGCACACAAUUCCUCCAUCUUGCCACAUAAUUGUGGCCAAUAUUUAUCUGCUCUUGCCCCCAACCAUGAACCCUAUUGUCUAUGGGGUGAAAACAAAGCAGAUAAGAGACUGUGUCAUAAAGAUCCUUUUAGGUUCUAAGGAAACCAAAUCCCAUAGCAUAUAA